AUAUAUAUAUAUAAACCUUUCGAGUCGAGCAGAGUAAAUUAAGGAUCAUUCAUAUUGUUUUCGAGAGCUUAGAAGUUGUGGAGAGAAAGAAAAAGAGAAAUGGCAGAGGCAAAUAUCAGCAGGUGGUCUCUUCAGGGCAAGACUGCUCUUGUUACUGGUGGAACCAGAGGAAUCGGUUAUGCUAUUGUGGAGGAGUUGGCACAACUAGGAGCUGCCGUACAUACUUGUUCUAGGACUGAAUCUGAGCUUAAUGAAUGCUUACAACAAUGGGUUGCGAAGGGGUUUCAAGUCACUGGUUCAGUUUGUGACAUGGCGUCCCCUACACAAAGACAAGACAUGAUUACUAAAGUGUCCUCUAUGUUUCAUGGAAAACUCAAUAUCCUUGUAAACAAUGUGGGCACAAAUAUAAGGAAACAAACUCACGAAUAUACACUGGAAGAUUUCUCAUUUUUGAUCAGUACAAAUCUAGAGUCUGCAUACCACAUGAGCCAACUCGCAUAUCCUCUUUUAAAAACUUCAAAAGAUGCAAGCAUUGUUUUCAUAUCCUCCAUUUCUGGUGUGUCAGCUUUAAGAGAUUGUUCAAUAUAUGGUGCAACAAAAGGAGCAAUGAACCAAUUGACUAGGAACUUGGCAUGUGAGUGGGCAAAAGACAAUAUAAAGAUCAAUUGUGUUGCACCAGGUCCCAUUAAGACACCUCGUGCCAAUCAAGUUCUAGAAGAUAAAACGCUUCUUGAAGAUUUCACGAGAGGAAUCCCUAUGCAACGAAUUGGGGAGCCAAAUGAGGUGUCUUCCAUGGUAGCAUUCUUGUGCUUACCAGCAGCCUCCUACAUAACAGGACAAACUAUUUGUGUUGAUGGAGGAUUCACAGUCUUUGGUUUGUGAAUUUUAAGCCAUCUUGCAAAUAACAAUAAUAAGUUUUAUUCCACUAAAUAAGAUUGGCUACAAAUUACACAAUGCCAUUGUAUUAUAAGGAUCAACAACAAAAUGUUUGUAUAUUGUCAACUAAAAUGCUUUGAUAUAAUUUUAAGAGUGUCAUGCUUCACAUAUGAGAGUUUAGGAUACCAAGUGUUUCUCCCAUGGGCGAAGCUACGUGUAGUUGAGACUUGGGAAAAAUGAUAUGUAUAAGAUAUGAGUUUUUAUA
Prosopis cineraria is the source of this 1141-nucleotide messenger RNA. Its product is annotated as tropinone reductase homolog At5g06060-like. The record is from RefSeq and is a predicted model, not a curated record. Bases 100 to 882 code for a protein of 260 amino acids. The transcript is spliced from 5 exons. NCBI's taxonomy places the organism in Eukaryota, Viridiplantae, Streptophyta, Magnoliopsida, Fabales, Fabaceae. Gene Ontology annotation, molecular function: oxidoreductase activity.